AUGAAGAUUUGUUUGAUUAAUUCGUCAUACGAAGGAGUUGACUCCCCUUUCGAGAAGUAUGAUGACUUUCCCGACCCUAAUCGGUAUAUUCCAAAAGACCGGCAUGAGUUUUUCACUCGUUACGUCACCAAGAGAAAUGCUGAGGCGGAGAUUGACGAGAUUUGCAAAGAACAUUUUGAUAUGUUCAUGAAUUACAUGUGGGGCAUCGAAACCGACGAUGUGGCAGGAGUUGAAGCCACCAGAUACCUCGAAACCAAGGGUGUUCCCAUCCUCACCAACCCAUCGACAUUUCUAGCAAAGAAUAAAGUCGAUCUCCAGAGGGCCGCUGAGAAAACAGGUCUCCGUGUUCCCGAAAACACCCCAGGGAAAUACCCCAAAAUUGUCAAGUACUCUGACGGAUAUGGUUCGUUGAGUCUGGAUGAGGCAUCAAUCUGCUACACGGAGAAAGAAGUGACGGAUCGCGUGGCCCUUUUGCAGGAGAAAGAAACACCCUUUGGCAUCAUCGUCCAGGAUUAUAUCAUCGGCCGGGAAUGUUCUGCUAUAGUUGUGGAAAUGGGAAAGGAGGUGGUGGCAUUGACACCGCUGCAAUAUGUCUUUCCGAAAGACACUCCCGACAACGAAGCCUUCUUGACGUGGUAUAACAAAUUCGAAGCUGUUGAUAAAGGCACCAUCAAAUAUGCAUUUGUGGAAGAGCAGCCUCACAUCAAAAACCUCCAGAAUGCGGCUGUGGACGCAUUCAAAGCAAUUGGUGUCAGCGGUGGUGGUGGGUGGGCCCGUGUUGAUAUGCGUCUGGAGGAAAGAACCGGGCUUGUCUACGUGAUUGAAGUCAAUUGUAUCCCCGUGGUCUUUUACCCAAAGGGAAACACACUUGGUGAUGACCUUGUUGUGGGAGAGAGAUUUCCUGGUGGCCAGGCUGCAUUUUUUGACAUGUUACUAGCGACCAAGCAGAUGCAGCUUGGGUGGCACCGUGUUCAAAAUGCUCAUGUCGCCGAGGUUUACAACAAAUUUGCCCCCUCGUACCAUUCCGUGUGGAGCAAUUCGGAGCUCUCUGAGAUGCAAAAGUACCUUACUACCAAUUGGGACUAUUCGGGUACAGUUCUUGAUGUUGCAUGUGGGACUGGUGGAUUUGGGCAGUUUCUCCAUGCUCAAGGGAUCCAAGCCGAGGUGACUGGCAUUGACCUAUCACCCGGCAUGUUGGAAAACGUGGAACAUUACAGGGAACUUCGAGUUGGGCCAAUGGAGGAGCAGAUCAUGGGUGCUGGUGAAUAUGACCAUAUCGUAUGCUUUGGUGCCCUCCAUUUCCUUGGUCCUGUCUACCUCAAUGCUGUGCUCGCACGGAUGUUUAUGCUUGCACGCAAAUCGGUUUCGAUCUCGGUAGACGACGUCAGCGACGAAUAUAUCCAGGCAAUCAAAGAGAAGCAUGGUGAAUUGACGUUUAAUGCCAAUCAUGUCAAGGCCAUUGAAGAGUUCGGAAUUCCAAAAGGAUGGAAACGAGUCUAUCACGAGAGGAGGCUUAUGUAUUCUUCUCCAACCAAUGGAGAGAAGGUUUAUGGAUAUGGGAUGCGCUUUGAGAGAGCAGAUGCCUAG
Penicillium roqueforti is the source of this 1587-nucleotide messenger RNA. RefSeq lists its product as uncharacterized. Gene Ontology annotation, biological process: peptidoglycan biosynthetic process. Gene Ontology annotation, molecular function: metal ion binding; D-alanine-D-alanine ligase activity; ATP binding. The transcript has 4 exons. Bases 1 to 1587 code for a protein of 528 amino acids. NCBI's taxonomy places the organism in Eukaryota, Fungi, Ascomycota, Eurotiomycetes, Eurotiales, Aspergillaceae. The record is from RefSeq and is a predicted model, not a curated record.